AACAACACUACUACUCACAAAAAAAGCCAAAACACAAAACAACAAUGGUGUCACCAGAUUCAGCUCUCAUCCUCACCACCCUCUUCAUCUUCCUCGCAUUCCUCCACCUCCUCCACCGCUCUUUCCGGCGCACCACCCUCCCACUCCCUCCAGGCCCAAAAGGCUACCCAAUCCUCGGCGCUCUCCCACUCAUCGGCCACACACCACACGUCUCUCUCGCCAACCUCGCCAAGCUUUAUGGCCCUCUGAUGCACCUCAAGCUCGGCAACAGCCACAUCAUCGUCAUCUCCUCAUCCUCCACCGCCCACUCCUUCUUCACAACCCUUGAUCUCCAAUUCGCCAACCGCCCUGGCAAAGUCAUCAGCGCCAAGCACAUCAGCUACAACGGCAAUGACAUGACCUUCUCCAACUACACUCCAAAGUGGAAGCUUUUCCGCCGGCUCACCACCCUCCACAUGCUCGGCUCCAAAGCCAUGUCCCCCUGGUCUGACAUCCGCCAUGAUGAGAUCCACCGCAUGCUUCAGUCCAUGCAUGAGUCUAGCCAACGUGGACAACUCAUUGUUGUGCCUGAAACCCUGAUUUGUGCCACCACCAACAUCAUUGGCCGGGUCAUGUUGAGCCAGAGAGUGUUCGAUGCUUCAGACCCGAAGUUGGGCUCGUACAAAGAGUUGUUGAAGAAGUUGAUGACUGGUGGAGGGAUGUUUAAUGUUGGGGAUUUUGUGCCGGCGGUUGCGUGGAUGGAUUUGCAAGGGAUUCAGGCUAAGUUGAAGAAGGGGAAGGAGAUGAUGGACCAGAUGAUUAAGGCCAUGUUGGCACAGCAUGCGGCUUCGGCUGAUGAGAGAAAAGGGAGACCGGAUUUUGCGGAUCUCGUCAUGGCCAGUGAUCUCCGGGAUGACAACGGUGACAAGUUGUCCGAUGUUAACAUCAGAGGUCUACUUGCGAAUAUAUUUAAGGCAGGGACCGACACAUCGACAAUAAUAGUUGAAUGGGCACUUGCUGAAAUACUAAAGAACAAGGACAUACUUGAGAGCAUGCAAUCAGAGAUGGAUGUUAUUAUUGGUCGAGAGCGUGCAUUGCAAGAGUCAGACAUACCUAAUCUCCCCUAUCUACAAGCUGUUGUUAAGGAAGCACUCAGACUGCACCCUUCCACACCAUUAAGUCUUCCACAUUUUUCUUUUGAAUCAUGUGAGGUUAAUGGAUACUACAUCCCUGCUAACACACGCCUUAUCACCAAUAUUUGGGCUAUUGGGCGUGAUCCAGAUGUUUGGGAGCGCCCAUUGGAAUUUGAUCCAAUGAGGUUUCUUCCUGGUGGUAAGGCUGCCAAGAUUGAGCCUUAUGGUACAGAUUUUGAAUUGAUACCUUUUGGAGCUGGACGAAGAAUAUGCAUUGGAAAACAAGUUGGUAUGGUGUUUGUACAAUAUCUCUUAGGUGCUCUUGUGCAUGGCUUUGAUUGGAGAUUGCCGGAUGGAGUGGUGAUUGAUAUGGAGGAGACUCCCGGUUUGGUGAUACCUAAAGCAGUGCCAAUUAAGGCAUUUGUUACUCCUCGUCUUUUGCCCACAGCUUAUGUGUAGCAGUGUAUGGUUAUUCAUCAAUUUGUUUGGGUUAUUUCUUUACUUAGAUUUUGUAUUAAUUUAGAUUUGAGGUUGUGGUAUGUAUUAUUCAUGAUGAUUAUGAGAAAUAAAGUAUUGAUCUACGUACUCUUCUACUUG
Dioscorea cayenensis subsp. rotundata (Guinea yam) is the source of this 1709-nucleotide messenger RNA. RefSeq names its product flavonoid 3',5'-hydroxylase 1-like. The record is from RefSeq and is a predicted model, not a curated record. NCBI's taxonomy places the organism in Eukaryota, Viridiplantae, Streptophyta, Magnoliopsida, Dioscoreales, Dioscoreaceae. Gene Ontology annotation, molecular function: monooxygenase activity; heme binding; iron ion binding.